GCUUUUAGGAAGCCAGCGUGGAGUGGCAUUGCUUCAUGAUGGGCCUCAGUAAAGCAGACUUAAUGUUAGCUGUGUUCAUUUUAGCCAUUGCCUCCAAUGGCAUCCGACUUGCAAAUGGGAACCAGAAGGUAUCGCCUGUGACACAGAGUACAUCCAGACCUGUGCAUCAGCAGAUGGAUGAGCAAAAAACAUCCUUGAACCGUCAGGUUACAUCCGAUCCUACGCUUCAGAAGCAGCAACUGUCCAUGCACCAACUGUCCAUACACCAGCUGUCCAAAAGUGUCGACAUUGACAUUGACAUUAACAUUCACAGCCACAGCAUUAGUUUCCAGCCGUCGACAAGUGUCAGCAACAGUAUUGAGGUCGACCCGUCCACGACUAUCCUUGCAUUUGACCCGUACACAAACAUCAUUGACUCGCCACCAUCCACAUUUGUCCAUACCCACAUAGUGAUUGGCAACAACAAUGGGGCCACCUCUGAACAUGUGCAGCAGAACGAGAAGCUACCUGGGGCCUCACAGGAUUCAUCCGAUCCUGAGCAGCAAGGGCAGCAGCUACCCUUCAAUGAUGAGCAGCAACAGCAUCAGGCGACCUCUGAACCUGAGCAGCAUCAGGCAACCUCCACACCUGUGCAUCAUCAGGCGACCUCCACACCUGAGCAACAUUCAGUGACCUCCAAACCUGAGCAACAGAGGAAACUGCAGCAUCAGGCGACCUUCACACCUGUGCAGCAUCCGGCGACCUCCACACCUGAGCAACGGAGGAAACUGCAGCAUCAGGCGACCUCGGAACCUGAGCAGCAGCAGCAGCAGCAUCCGGCGACCUCCACACCUGUGCAGCAUCCGGCGACCUCCACACCUGUGCAGCAUCCGGCGACCUCCACACCUGAGCAACGGAGGAAACUGCAACAUCUGGUGACCUCUGAACCUGAGCAGCAGCAGCAUCAGGCGACCUCUGAAUCUGAGCAGCAGCAGCAUCAUCAUCAUCAUCAUCAUCAUCAGGCGACCUCCAAACCUGAGCAGCGGCAUCAGGCGACCUCUGAACCUGAGCGGCAGCAGCAGCAUCAUCAGGCGACCUCUGAACCUGAGCAGCAGCAGACGACCUCCGAACCUGAGCAGCAGCAGACGACCUCCGUACCUGAGCAGCGUCAUCAGGCAACCUCUGAACCUGAGCAGCGUCAUCAGGCGACCUCUGAACCUGUGCAUCAUCACGCGACCGCCGAACCUGAGCAACAUCCAGUGACCUCCACACCUAUGCAACAGAAGCAAAAGCAGUCCCAAGAGCGGACGCGGGCUAAAUCAAAACAAGGUGUCUGGACGGGCAUCCAUGGUGAUCCAGAGGCUACAACCAAACCUGGCCAGCAGGAUCAGGAGGAGAUCAACGCGCCGCCUGGGACGGCGUCUUCUGAAUCCAAAUCUGUGCAAUGGAAAAGGCUGCCAUCCCGGACUCGACUAGAGAGCUAGAUCAGUGGUUCCCAACCUUUUUUGAACAAACGCUCCCUUGACCUGGGGGUGUUGACAUUGGGCUUCAGAUGGGGUAACAGGGCCAGCUUUUGCAGUUCCCAGUUGAAACUGACUGGGUCAAGAUGUUUCUAGGGCAAGCACGGCAUCUGUACAACCCUGACCCUGAUCUCUCCAAGAUGGGCCAUGUGUCUUCCUGAAGCAUUGAAGACUAAAUGGUUAUGAUUCUCUUGGUGAUCCUCCACCAUUUCUGGAAAAGAGCUCACUUCACACCAUCCCUUGAGUUGAAAUAAAUAAAUAAAUGAA
This is a messenger RNA of Engraulis encrasicolus (European anchovy), 1766 nucleotides long. RefSeq names its product G-box-binding factor-like. The transcript has 4 exons. NCBI's taxonomy places the organism in Eukaryota, Metazoa, Chordata, Actinopteri, Clupeiformes, Engraulidae. The record is from RefSeq and is a predicted model, not a curated record. The coding region runs from base 36 to 1463 and encodes 475 amino acids.